This is a messenger RNA of Argentina anserina (silverweed cinquefoil), 4515 nucleotides long. Its product is annotated as disease resistance protein RPV1-like. The transcript is spliced from 5 exons. Gene Ontology annotation, biological process: defense response; signal transduction. Gene Ontology annotation, molecular function: ADP binding; protein binding. Bases 153 to 4445 code for a protein of 1430 amino acids. Lineage: Eukaryota; Viridiplantae; Streptophyta; Magnoliopsida; Rosales; Rosaceae. The record is from RefSeq and is a predicted model, not a curated record.
AUAUUCUUCACUCUCUUUAUCAGAUUGAUCAAUUGUGUAAGUAUAAAGAGUUUCGUUAUUCGAUUCUGACUUUAAAUUUAAGUUUAAGUUUAGUUGCACUGUUACGGUAAAGAAAGCUAGGAAUUUCAGUAGCUUCUAGACGCAGUGAAGCAAUGCCGUACGGCGCCGUCGUCGGCGGAUUCCGGCUCCGGUGGGACGUGUUCCUGAGCUUCAGAGGCGAAGACACGCGCCACACCAUCACCAACAGCCUCUACGACGCGCUCGUGCAACGCGGCGUGCGCGUCUUCCGCGACGACGACGCCCUGAGCCGCGGCGACGAGAUCGCCGCGAGUCUUCUGGAGGCGAUCGACGACUCGGCGGCGGCCGUCAUCGUGCUGUCUCCGAGGUACGCCGACUCGAGGUGGUGCCUUGAGGAGCUCGCGAAGAUCUGCGACGGCGGCCGGAGGCUGAUUCUGCCGGUGUUUUACCAGGUGGACCCCUCCGACGUGCGGCGGCAGAGCGGACCGUUUGAGGAGGACUUCAGAUCUCAUGAGAGGAGAUUUGAAAGCUCCAAGGUCUGUAAAUGGAGGAACGCCAUGGCCAAAGUUGGUGGCAUAGCUGGCUUUGUUUACCACAGCAGCAAAGAAGCAGAGUUGAUUCAAUCUGUAGUCAAAACGGUUCUGGCUGAAAUAAAGAGAACACCGGUGGGUCUUGCAGCGUACACAGUGGGUCUUGAUUCCAGAAUUGAGGACCUGGUGAGGUUGUUGGAUGUUAGAUCAAGUGACGUACGAGUCGUGGUAGUUCAUGGCAUGGGUGGUGUUGGCAAGACAACACUUGCCAAGGCUGUUUUUAAUAGACUUGUUGGUCAUUUUGAGGGACACAGUUUCAUCUCAAAUGUUAGAGAAGCCUCUGCAGGACCUGGGGGGUUGGUAUCUCUUCAAAACAAACUUAUCGGCAAUCUUUCCUCGGGUAUGGUGCCUGUGAAUGACCUUGAGACUGGUAUUUCUGCGAUUAAGGCACUUGUAUAUGACAAGCGAGUUCUUGUUGUUCUGGAUGAUGUUGAUAAUGUAAACCAACUAAGUGCUUUGGUUGGCAGAGGACAAUGGUUCAAUGAAGGAAGCCGAAUUAUCAUUACUACACGAGAUAAAGGACAAUUGCCCAGUUAUCUUGUGAAUUACAAGAUGUAUGAGGUCAGGGAGUUGGAUGUGUCCCAGGCACUACAACUGUUUAGUUACUAUGCACUGCGAAGAGAUAAACCCACAGAUAAUUUCUUGAAUCUCUCUGAGAAAAUUGUGUCGCUUACAGGAGGCCUACCGUUAGCUCUUGAAGUAUUUGGUUCUUUUCUAUUUGAUAAGAGGAGAAUAGAGGAAUGGGCCGAUGCUCUGCACAAACUCCAAAACAUUCGACCACAACAUCUUCAGGAUGUCUUGAAGAUAAGUUAUGAUGCACUAGACGAGCAAGAGAAAUGUAUCUUCUUAGACAUUGCAUGCUUAUUUGUAAAAAUGAAUCCCAAGAGAGAAGAAGCAAUUGACAUACUGAGGAGCUGUGGUUUUGAUGGUGAGAUAGCAAUUGCUGACCUCACUGCAAAAUCACUCAUUAAGAUUACAGAAGACACUACAUUGUGGAUGCACGAUCAAGUUAGAGACAUGGGAAGACAAAUUGUGAGACAAGAAAGCCUUUUGGAUCCUGGCAUGCGUAGUAGACUGUGGGAACAUGAUAAAAUCAUGAAUGUCUUCAAGGAUGAAACGGGGACAAGAUGUAUACAAGGCAUAGUUCUAGAGGGUCUAGACACUGACUGGAAAAUGAAUUCUCCAAGAGAUCUAACCGGUGACAUAAUUUCUUGGAGCAACUUUCAAAGUAGCCCCAGUUUUACCUCUGCAGCUACAUACUUAAAGGAAAGAUACAAAGUAUAUCUUCAAAAUCAAGCAGAGAAAAAGAAGCAGGUUACAGUUCACUCUAAAGCCUUCAGAGCUAUGGUCAAUCUUAGACUACUUCAGAUUAAUUAUGUGAAGUUGGAAGGAAGCUUCAAAUUUCUUCCUCCUGAAUUGAAGUGGUUGCAAUGGAAAGGUUGCCCUCUGAAAUGUCUCUCUUCUGUUCUUUUUCUUCGGCGACUUGCUGGCCUUGAUCUUACAAAAAGCAAAGUUGAAUCAUUAUGCAGCGGUCAGUGGAAUAAGGUGGCUGAGACAUUGAUGUUCCUGAAUCUAAGUGGCUGCAGUCUGUUAACUGCUAUUCCUGAUUUAUCUGGGAAUCAUGCCUUGGAAAAGCUUAUUCUUCAGAAUUGUGUUGGACUGAUCAGGCUCCAUGAUUCGGUUGGGAAUUUGAAGACACUAGUCUACUUGAGCUUGGAAGGGUGUAGAAACCUUGUUGAAUUUCCGAGUGAUGUCUCCGGCCUGAGAAAACUUGAGAACCUGGUCCUCUCUAAUUGCUCACAAUUGAAAAGACUGCCAAAAAACAUUGAAAGCAUGGUAUCACUAAAAGAGCUUCUCCUUGAUGGAACUUCUAUUGAAAGUCUUCCAGAAACUAUAUUCCAUCUGACAAAACUUGAAAAGCUCAACUUGAACCGGUGCAGGGACUUGAAAGGGCUACCUGAGGAGAUUGGUAAGCUGAGUUCAUUGAAAGAAAUUUCCCUUAAUGAUUCUGGUUUGGAAAAGCUACCUGAUUCCAUUGGCUCUUUAGCGAACCUUGAGAUACUAAGUUUGUACCGGUGUAGUUCACUGACCAUUAUUCCUAACUCCCUUGGUAACCUCAGUAACUUAAUGGAGUUUUUUACAUACGGUACUCCAAUUGAAGAACUGCCACUGAGUUUUGGUUCAUUAUUGAACUUAAAGACAUUAUCAGUCGGACAUGGUCAUUUUCUGCAAACACUACCUCAUUCCAUUGGAGGACUACAAUCAUUAGUUGUGUUAAAGAUAGAGCAGACAUCAAUCGCAGACCUCCCACAGGAGAUUAGUGCCUUGAAAACACUUGAGAAACUUGAGCUCAGGAACUGCAAAUUUCUUAAAUCAUUGCCAGAGUCAAUUGGAAGCAUGAGGGCCCUGACUUCUAUUAUUAUAACUGCAUCAGAUAUCACCGUGUUGCCUGAAUCCAUAGGGAUGCUGGAAAAUCUCACCAUGUUACAGUUGAACAGGUGUAAACAGUUUCGCAAGCUUCCUGCAUCGAUAGGACAGUUGAAAUCCUUGCAUCGAUUGCAGAUGGUGGAAACUGCAGUGACAGAACUACCUGAAAGCUUUGGAAUGCUUUCUAGUUUGAUGGUUUUGAACAUGAGGAAGAAGCCACAAGAUGGGGGACCUGCAAAAGAGAAGUUUAUAUUUCCAGCUUCCUUCUCAAAUCUGUCCAUGCUGUACGAACUGGAUGCCCAUGCUUGUAAUAUAUCUGGUGAAAUUUGUGAUGAUUUUGAGAAGUUAUCAUCACUUGAAACUGUGGAUCUCAGCCGUAAUAGUUUCUGCCGCCUUCCAGCCAGCCUGAGUGGCAUGUCCGUGCUCCGAGAGCUUUUGUUGCCUCAUUGUAGACAGCUUAAGUCUCUGCCUCCGCUUCCCUCAAGUCUGAAAAAGGUGGAUGUUGCAAACUGUAUUGCGUUAGAAAGUAUCUCUGAUAUUUCAAACCUGGAGAACUUGACAGAUUUGAACCUUACAAAUUGUGAGAAACUUGAGGAUAUUCCAGGUCUUGAAUUUUUGAAUUCCUUGGAAAGACUCUUUAUGAGUGGUUGCAAUGCUUGCUCGUCAGUUGUUAAGAAAAGACUUGCAAAAAAGAGCCACUUGAGGAGAAUGCGGAGUCUUAGCAUGCCUGGAAGCAAGGUACCAGGUUGGUUUUGUCAAGAUGUGAUUGCAUUCUCAGAACGGAAAAACCGCGUUCUUAAAGAGAUAAUUAUAGGUGUUGUAGUUUCUCUCAACCAUCAAAUUCCAGAUGACCUAAGAGAAGAACUCCCUGCUGUGGUAGAUAUUCAAGCAAAGAUCCUCAUACUGGAUUCUCCUACCUUCACUACAACAUUGGUCUUAACGGGAGUUUCCAAUUCAAAUGAAGAUCAAUUUUACUUGUGCAAGUAUGGAAUUAAUAACCCUUUGGUAUCCCAAUUGAAGGAUGGUUACACGAUACAUGUACAGAGGAGAGAGCCACCAUAUGUAAAAGGGGUGGAGUUGAAGAAGUGGGGGAUUCAUUUGGUGUAUGAAGGUGAUGAUGAUUACGAGGGAGACGAAGAGUCACUAAAGGAAAGCCAGCAAUCCCUUUCAGAAAAACUGGUCAGGUUCUUUGGCUCUUUUGAUGACGAAGAAGCUGACUGCAGCAACUCCACUCUAGGACAAGGUGAUUGCACCUCUGAAAUUCGACCUAGCGAAGAUGAUGGAAUGGCACAAGAAAUUGGAGAAAGUGAACACAAAAUAUGGCUGUAUGAUCGCCAUUACUUCAUUUUUUUCUUCCUGGUGCUUUCCCUUGGCUUUCUUUUGUUGAGUUGGUUGUAUCUGUGGGUGUAAAAUCAUGACUUGUGCCCUUCUUUUCAUUUGAAUGCAUGGGAAUUAAGAGUUCAAAUCUCAUUAUCAAAGU